AUGAUGUCCAGGAUACCAAUGAAAGCAUCGCGUAUUCCUGUGAAACCAGCCCAAUCAGAAAACACUACUAAAACACAAAAUCUCACUCAAGUUAGUAAAGUUGGAAAACCAAAAACUGGCAAGAAAAAAUCAGAAAAUAAGCUUAGCAAGCAAGAAAUUGUAACACGAAUUCAAGAAAUGAUGGAAACUAUCACAGAAGAUAGUUUUAAGCUCGAUCCUGCUAAAUUAGACUCAAAAACUUACCUGUUAAUUCUAAAUACAAUUUUUUCAUGUUUUCCGAUAGAUCUAAAGCAGGAUAAAGUCGAUUACAUGUUUAUCAAAGAUUUUCUAGGAUAUAUUGGCUGUCCACAUCAAGUUAAUAAAACUCACCUUCAAACUAUUGGAAACCUUCAGUCAUUUGCAGAUAUUAUGGCCCCUUUAGUAUGGUUCUACGAUUUACUCAAAUUAUAUCAGACUGGUGAUGAAUUUCCUCAAGAUCAAGAAACUAAUUACGCAGAAACUAACUUUAAUAACUUACUAGCUUUCUACCAUGAAUUUGAAGAACUUGGCCGUGAUGAUGAUGACGGACCGAUUAAAGAGAGGAUAGCGCAGACGUUUGAAGAACAAUAUGAUGCUGCAAUUAAAUCGUGCAAAGAUAAAAUAGAAGAUUACCAAAACCAGAUUAGCUUUUCCGAGCAAAAAAUGGAACAGAUGAAUCAGAAAGCUAAAAUCAUUCAUGAAAAGAAAAGUAAUAUUGACACACUUCAAAAAGAACUUACAAAGCUAAUCUCAGAAACAGAAGUAUUAGAGAGCCAAAGUAGUGCUAUGGACUUGGAAAUGACAAAAUUGCAAAUGGAAUUAGAAAGAUCUCAAAAUAAAUAUUCUGAAAUUGUUAAACAAAGAAAUUCUGCAGAAACCAAGGUCCAAGAACUUAAUUUUGAUGCAAACGAAGUAGAAAAGAUUAAGUUCAAGAAAGAAGCCAUUAUUAAACAAAUUCAAACUGAAUUAGAAAAACAAAGUGCUACAAAGAAGGAUAUUAUGAAUCUUAGAAAAGAUCUAGAGGGUGCUCAUGAAGCUUAUGAUAGAUUUGCUCCUUACUUCGUUGAAAAUAUGCCUCCAAAUCAUACUCUUCCUGAUAGUAAUGACAAAGAAAAUCGUCUUAGUCAAGCAAAGGCUUUAAUUAAUGCUUUAAAGGCAGAACUAAGUCAAGAAGAUCCUCAUGAAAUAGAAAAACAACUACUCGAUGAACAAAGUGAUAUUGAAUCUCAGAUUGCUGAUCUUGAAAAGCUUCAACGAAGCCUUGAAAAAGAAUUUUCAGUUUCAAAACCAAAAAAGAAAGAUGAAUCUACAGAUGUACUUCAGGAGAAACUGAAAAAUGUGCUGAACAACCAGAAGAAAUUCGAAGUCGAAAGACAGAAAAACAUCGCAGAUGCAAAAGCGAAGCUGGAUGAAGCUGUGGAUGCUCUAAAUUCUUAUAAAGCAGAUGCAGAAACUGCUUUUAAUCUCAUCUUAAGAGAAGUUGAGAUGACAAUGGGUACUAUUUAA
Molecule: messenger RNA, 1524 nt
Organism: Trichomonas vaginalis G3
Lineage: Eukaryota; Parabasalia; Trichomonadida; Trichomonadidae
Product: kinetochore protein Ndc80 family
Exons: 1
Coding region: 1-1524 (507 amino acids)
Biological process (GO): attachment of mitotic spindle microtubules to kinetochore
Cellular component (GO): Ndc80 complex
Source: RefSeq, a predicted model, not a curated record